AUGGCGACGACCUCUCACCUAAAGCUCAUAUCGCUUGCUCUCCUACUAGCCAUGUUUCCCCAGGCCAUGGCAGUGCCACCCCCAUCCCUCCUGGAAGAACAGGCAGGAGCCCUCCUCAUUUGGAAAGCCACCAUACAGAGCCCCCCAGCCCAGCUGAGGUCCUGGGGAAACACCACAACACGGCCAUGCGGCUGGUACGGCAUCAAGUGCGGCGAGCAUCGAGCGAGGCGGCAAGAGGUGGUGAUCACCGAGAUCUCUCUCCGUGGGUUGCGGCUGAGAGCGAGGCUGGAGGACCUCAACUUCACGGCGUUGCAUACUCUCACAAGUAUCCGACUACCCUACAAUCAGAUAAGGGGUCUCUUUCCACCCGCUUUAGCAUCAUCCCUGCCAAACCUGCGGCACCUGAUGCUUCAGGGCAAUAACAUCUCUGGUGAAAUACCGAGGCGAAUAGGAAGACUAGAGAGUCUAGUGGGUCUGAGCUUGUCAAACAACCACCUGUCCGGUCCCAUACCCAAUGAAGUAGGCUACCUAAAGGAGAUGACCAUGUUAGAUUUUUCCAGCAACAACCUCACAGGGCCCGUUCCAAUAAAUCUAGGAAGUUGCACUAAACUCACUAUCUUGUACCUUGAUGGUAACCAGUUAUCCGGAUUACUUCCUCGAGAACUAGGUUACCUAGUGAGAUUACAAGAAUUAGCUCUUAGCAGCAACAAACUCAUGGGUUCCAUCCCCGAUACGCUUGGGAGUUUGAUUAACCUCAUUGGAUUGUACCUAUGGGAUAACCAACUCUCCGGACAUGUUCCUCGAGAACUAGGUUCCCUCGCGAGUCUAGAAAAAUUGGAUUUUAGUGGAAACAAACUCAUGGGCCCCAUCCCCAAUACCUUUGGAAAUUUGACCAGGCUCACUACCUUGUACCUCGACGAUAAUCAGUUCUGCGGACAUGUUCCAGAGGAAAUUGGCACCUUAAUGGAUCUCAAAUAUCUACAACUUGAUGGUAACAAUCUCUCUGGUCCAUUGCCACCUGAGUUGUGUGCUGGAGGCAUGCUCAAGAGACUAACCGCAUUUGGCAACAAUCUCAAGGGACCUCUACCAUUAAGUUUACUGAACUGCAAAAGCCUAGUUAGAGUUCGCCUUGAAAGUAAUCAAAUAGAAGAAGAUAUUUCUGAGAUGGGAGUUUAUCCAAAUCUGGUCUACAUGGAUAUGAGCUCAAAUAAAUUGUUUGGUCAAUUAUCUUAUCACUGGGGAGGAUGUCAUAAUCUUACAAUGCUAAGAAUCUCAAACAACAACCUUAUCGGGGAAAUACCGACAAGUUUGGGGCAACUAUCUCAACUAGGGAUACUUGAUCUUUCGUCAAACAAGCUUGAAGGAGAGAUUCCAAGUGCCCUAGGCAAUCUAAGAGAAUUGUUCAACCUGAGCCUCGCGGAAAAUUUGUUCCAUGGUAGCAUUCCACGGGAAAUUGGAGCAAUGUCGAGUCUGGAAUUACUGGAUUUGUCAUCAAAUAACCUCAAUGGUUUGGCGCAAGACUCAAUCAAGAAUUGUUUGAGGCUUCGCCUUUUGAAGUUGAAUAACAAUAACUUCAAAGGAAACAUCCCCGCCGAGCUAGGGUUAUUGCGCAACCUACAUGACCUGUUGGAUUUAAGUGAAAAUUCAUUUACUGGAGCAAUACCAAGCCAACUUAGUGGUUUGGUCAUGCUAGAUACUCUUAAUCUGUCACACAAUGAACUUAAUGGCUCCAUCCCGUCAUCAUUUCAAAAUAUGAGAAGCUUGACAACCAUUGAUCUAUCUUACAAUGAAUUGGAGGGGCCGGUACCGGAUAGUAAGGUCUUCCAAGGAGCUUCAAUCCAGCAGUUCAUGCAUAAUAAGAUGUUAUGUGAUGUGGUGAAAGGAUUGCCCCCUUGUAGUAGUGCAAUUCAGAGCAGAGGGGAUAGGGAGGGAUACAAAAUACUUGUAUUAGCCACCGUUCCUGCCCUUAUAUCUCUUGUUGUUGUUGCGGUGCUAUUGAUGUUCUGUCAUGAAAGGAAGAAACCCAAGGAAACGAACACUGAUAAAGUAACACAAGCAAUUACCUUCUCUAUUUGGAGUGUUGAUGGGGCAAAUGUUUUCAAGCAAAUCAUUGAAGCAACCAACAAUUUUAGUGAGAUGCACUGCAUAGGAAUUGGGGGAUAUGGAUCUGUCUACAAAGCUAAACUUGCAACACGUGAAAUAUUUGCAGUGAAGAAGAUACAUAUGAUAGAAGAUGAGUGUUGCUUGAAUGAGACGGUAUUCAAUCGUGAAAUCGAGUCACUGAUGAAGAUUCGUCAUCGAAACAUCAUAAAAUUGUUUGGGUAUUGUUCGUCUAGCCAAGGUAGGUUCCUUAUCUAUGAAUACAUGGAGGGAGGAGACCUGGCAAAAACACUGAAGGACGAUAAAAGGGCAAUUGAAUUGGACUGGAGAAGGCGUAUACAUAUUAUGUUGGAUGUGGUUCAUGCAUUGGCAUACAUGCAUCAUGAUUGCUCAUCACCAAUAGUCCAUCGAGAUAUAACGAGCAACAACAUUUUGCUUGAUCUAGAAUUUAGAGCAUGCAUAUCUGACUUCGGUACGGCUAAAGUUCUCAAUAUUUACGGCCGAAAUCACACAAGGCUUGCUGGGACGAAAGGCUAUCUUGCCCCAGAGCUAGCAUAUACAGAAAAUGUGACGGAGAAAUGUGAUGUAUACAGCUUCGGAGUGCUUGUUUUGGAGCUAUUUAUGGGAUCUCAUCCAGGCGAUUUUCUCUCAUCCCUCUCGUUGGCCAACAAGAUCAAUGUUGUGUGCCUACAGGAUUUGCUGGACCCCAGGCUCACGGUCCCUAAUGCUGAAACUGCUAGAGGAAUAUAUUGCAUGCUUAGUGUCGCAGCUCAGUGUCUGGAGCCACGUCCAUCACACAGGCCAACAGCACGACAAGCCAGUGAUGAGCUAUCUACGAUUAAAGCUCGUGGAGAUCAUGUUGAUUAUUUGCAUGCUGGUAUUACCUUUCCUGCAUUGUAG
Messenger RNA from Triticum aestivum (bread wheat), 3000 nucleotides. Its product is annotated as MDIS1-interacting receptor like kinase 2-like. Gene Ontology annotation, molecular function: ATP binding; protein kinase activity; protein binding. The transcript has 2 exons. Gene Ontology annotation, biological process: protein phosphorylation. NCBI's taxonomy places the organism in Eukaryota, Viridiplantae, Streptophyta, Magnoliopsida, Poales, Poaceae. The record is from RefSeq and is a predicted model, not a curated record. The coding region runs from base 1 to 3000 and encodes 999 amino acids.